Homo sapiens (human) is the source of this 4402-nucleotide messenger RNA. It is a transcript of the gene SENP8, whose product is annotated as SUMO peptidase family member, NEDD8 specific. NCBI's taxonomy places the organism in Eukaryota, Metazoa, Chordata, Mammalia, Primates, Hominidae. Gene Ontology annotation, molecular function: deNEDDylase activity; cysteine-type peptidase activity. Gene Ontology annotation, biological process: proteolysis. Bases 334 to 972 code for a protein of 212 amino acids. The record is from RefSeq and is marked reviewed. The transcript has 2 exons.
ACUUACUCCAACAGCAGUCAAGAGAAUGAACAGGAGGGCAUGACAAGAGGCAGAAGACAGAAGGCAAGAAGACCACUCAGCAUUACAGAAGCCCAACAAACAGAUAUUUUCAGUUAAAAUAAGAUAGAGGCAACAAAAAGUAAUAAGGAAUGACCUGAAAUAUCAUGAGGGAAAAUGUACAAGGCAGUGACAGACUGGAUGUUGGCAGUGAAGUACAGAGUGAAGCGGAGGGCAAUUCCCAGGUUCCUGAAGGUUUCAUGAGGAAAGAGUGGUGCCAUUAAUCAAGCUCUUGUUCAGCUUCUGGAAUUUCUGAGCAGCCCUCGUCAGUACAAGAUGGACCCCGUAGUCUUGAGUUACAUGGACAGUCUACUGCGGCAAUCAGAUGUCUCACUAUUGGAUCCGCCAAGCUGGCUCAAUGACCAUAUUAUUGGGUUUGCGUUUGAGUACUUUGCCAACAGUCAGUUUCAUGACUGCUCUGAUCACGUCAGUUUCAUCAGCCCUGAAGUCACCCAGUUCAUCAAGUGCACUAGCAACCCAGCAGAGAUUGCCAUGUUCCUUGAACCACUGGACCUCCCCAACAAGAGAGUUGUAUUUUUAGCCAUCAAUGAUAACUCCAACCAGGCAGCUGGAGGAACCCACUGGAGUUUAUUGGUCUACCUCCAAGAUAAAAAUAGCUUUUUUCAUUAUGAUUCCCAUAGCAGGAGCAACUCAGUUCACGCAAAGCAGGUAGCAGAGAAACUGGAGGCUUUCUUAGGCAGAAAAGGAGACAAACUGGCCUUUGUGGAAGAGAAAGCCCCUGCCCAACAAAACAGCUAUGACUGUGGGAUGUACGUGAUAUGUAACACUGAGGCCUUGUGUCAGAACUUCUUUAGGCAACAGACAGAAUCACUGCUGCAGCUACUCACCCCUGCAUACAUCACAAAGAAGAGGGGAGAAUGGAAAGAUCUCAUUACCACACUUGCUAAAAAGUAGCUAUUGAAGUAUAUUUGCGACUUUUGAAGGCUCCUCUUUCUGCCCUUCCCCAUUUGUUGGAUGGCUGCAAUCUCAGUGCCUGAGGGAAGAUGCCUAGUAGAGGAAAGCUUAAUACUCUUUUUCCUGAAAGAAUAUCAUCCUCUGCAUUAUCCCCAUGGAACGUUUCACUUUAACCCUGACUGGGGAGCAAUAUGUUCUGUGAAAAUAUCUUGAAAUUGUACACCAAAACCUUACAACCAACUUAUUUGAACAUUUAUUACACACAGGGUUUACGUAAGACUUUUCUUAUUGGUAUAUAAUUAAUUUCCUUUGGUCUCCCUUAUCCACAUUGGCUUAUUCUGGAGGAAAAGCAGUGAUCUGUAAAACAAAUCAAGAAUAUAUUAAAUCUAGAGGAAUGCAGAGAAGAAAACUAUAAAACAGAACCAAAAACUUGUUGCACAGCCUACAUAAUUAAGAGAUCAACUGGCUGGAAGCAGAUCAAGGCCUAACUUCAUUCAAGACCUAAAUAUUAUGAGACUCAGUUAUUCGGUUUUAUGUGACAUCUCUUCCAUUCACCAUGCACAGGCUUUUCCAGCUAUCUAUAUAAUGUUUGCAAAUAUUUGAUAAAGAUGAUGUUACCCUAUCUUCCUCCAUCUGAUUCCUGGAAUGCUUGAAGAAAGGGGAAAUCUUGAGUAACCUCAUUAAAAUUAAUGUCUGGUGGACCUCUCAGUUUGCUCACUGAUUGGGUAGACUUGCUACUCUGGAUUAAUAACUGCUUUUCUCUGCCUUGUCUAUUAGCCAUGCACACACUUCCUCCUUAUAUCCAAAGUUCUUUGGUUCUAAAAUUCAUAGUUGAUACCUUCCCAAGGUUACCUGUUGUUUCAGAUAAACAUUUGUUCUUCCUGAUAGUUAUAGGUUUUCCUCUCUGUCCUUAAUUCUGGCAGAAUUGUUUUUAGUUAUGUCAUGGUAAUUUCAGGAUGAUUUUUGUAUCUGAAACUUAACAGACUUAGAGUUGGUUUGUUUUUUAAAUAUAAAGGAAGAAAAGUGACCUUUCUCAGCCCUUUUACUUAAUUAAAAAUGCAGGGAAUGUAAUUUGUAAAAUGUGGAACCAAGAGUAGAACGAAAUACUAUCCCUCCAGAAGCACUGAUGUGUUUCAGUUGUUUCAAAUAGUAAACAACCAGAUGACAUGUUAGGUACACAAAUUAAUUCUAUUCCUAAUGAGAAUUAGAUUGCAAGGCCUAUGAGACUUGAAAACCAAAGAUGAGCUUCAGCCAUGAAACUUAUUUCAGCUACCUCCCCAGCCUAACCCUGCCCCCAGCCCUCAUGGCCCAAAAUAACCUCACCACUCAGUGACCACAGAGAAAGUAACUUGGUUCCUUUUAGCCGAGAAGGGAAAACACAGUAAGGGUAAAUAAGUACAGGUUACAUAGCAGGCCUGAGUGAGCAGGAGCUGAAACUAAAAGUCAAAGAGAAAGCUAUCAAAAAAAGUUUCCAUUUCAAGUCGGUACAUUUUGGAUAAAAACCAGUCCUAAUGGAAGAUGGGGCUAGGAAAAAGAUUAGGAACUGGCAGUCAUCCAUAGAGGUGAAAUACAGAGGGAGGGACAGCAAGAGAAGUGACAAAGGUCACUGAUGAUAGGCCACAAGUGUAGAUAAAGAUAAGAAAACAAUGUUAUUUCAGUGACUGUUGACUUAGGCAGCUAAUCUAGACUAUUAAAGUCAAAUCCUCUCUGGGAAAAGUUAUCUUUCUGACAAUGCAAAGUAUGUUUAUUUAAAUAUCAGAGUAUCUUCAAUCUGAGAAUUAAAGCAUAUGAAAGCAAUCUUUCCUAACUCCCUACGAUUCAUCUUAUAAGUAAAUUUAUAAGUAAAUUUUUAAACUACACUAGUCUUUUAAAUAUAUAUAGAAAAAUAUAUAUACACACGUAUAGACAUGUAUAUGUAAUCUAUCUACAUAUAUAUAAAAAAUGCAUUUUCCAAAUGCAUUAGCCUGAUUGGACUGUGCCACAGAUUAGUGUCCUCCUAUGAAAUUUUGAGUAUGUCAUUUGUAAAUGUUAGCAUUAUAAAUUGCAGGAGAAUUUAAGAAUUGACUUGUAUUUCACUGGAUACUAUAGUACCCGGUAAGUUACACACCUGCUUGACCACAUACCAUUCAUGUUACAUGACACAAAAUAGGAAAAAAUCUUUUGCUGGUAUUGCGUUCCCUUCUCUCUUAGAGUCAAAAGGAUCUAUUCUGCAAAAUUAAUCAAAAUAUUCAAAAGGAAGGCAGGUUUUUCAAAACUGGGCUAAGCAAUUAUCAAACUGAACUAACCUGCUUUCAGAUAUCCUGUUGUAUUGCCCGGUAAGUAUAGUCACACUUGUCCAACCCGUGUCUCAAUAUGGAAUUCAGAAAAGUUACCAUAUAUAAACCCAGCUAUAAAUGGUUGUAGAAAAUAUAAGUAUCAGUGGGUUUCCUAUGUAAUAGUGUUUAAAACACAAAUAUUUCAACCAUUUGGCAAGGUAUAUGUUGAAGUUCACAAGCGCUGGUCCUAACCAGAUCAGAUAAAGUGGAUUAUGUUUCUGAUAUGUACCUAAUUAUUUUGACUAUACUAUAAUUUUACAAUAUGCAUAUUGACCGUAUGUUUUAAUAACACAUUCCAUUGAAAUGACCAAGUAGAAUUUCUCAGUUACAUGGGGCAGGCCGGGCGCAAUGGCUCAUGCCUGUAAUCCCAGGACUUUGGGAGGCCAAGGCAGGCAGAUCACCUGAGGUCAGGAGUUCAAGACCAGCCUGGCCAACAUGGCGAAACCCCGUCUCUACUAAAAAUACAAAAAUUAGCCGGGCAUGGUAGGUGGGCGCCUGUAAUCCCAGCUACUCAGCAGGCUGAGGCAGGAGAAUCACUUGAACCUGGGAGGCGGAGGUUGCAGUGAGCUGAGAUUGUGCCACUGCACUCCAGCCUAGGCAACAGAGCGAGACUCUUAUCUCAAAAAAAAAAAAAAAAGUAUUUACAGAAAUGUACAUGCUAUGGUGUUAGAGCAUGAAUGUCAAAUCCAGGGUCUGUCAGAUUCAGUAGUCUCAUCUACAAAAUAAACCUUGUUUUCCUUCUGUCCUACUCAGUUCCAUUUUAAGACUAACAACAAGUUUGAAAACUUAGUUUUAUAUUGCUAUGCAGCUAAACAGCUGUGUAAAAAAUGGCUGAUAAUUACUGUUAUGUACAAAAGAGAAACUUAUUCAAGGAUGGUGAAUAGCAACAACUAACCUUUUUAUCACUCUGUAAUGUGCAGGGUACUUUAUGCACACAUAUUACACAAGUACCUUGCAUAUUAUAUAUGCAUCAUUAUAUAUAUUACCAUAUAUAUAAAGUAACUUGUACAUUUUUGAGGUUCUAUAGAAAUAUAUAAUCUCAUUAAUUCUUAUGUUCUCAUGUUUCAACAGGUACUGUUAUUCUCAUUUUAUAAAUAAACUCAGAAGCUCAGUCA